AUGACUAACGAUACAACCAUUGAAGACAAGGGCCCCGCUUCAGAAGACGCCCAACCUUCCCAGGUUCAAUCUAAGAAGGGUGCAAAGAAGGCGGCAAAGGAGGCAGCGAAGGCAGAGGCAAAGGCAAAGAAAAAGGAAGAUCGAGCAGUGUCGAAAUUGACCCAGGAUGCAGGAAACCUGCAAAUUGAGCCGACAGCCCCAAGGCCCCGGCAGGGUGCUAACUACAAGAUUGGCUUGCAAAAUACCGAUCAAGGUGUGGUAACGAGGUUUCCUCCGGAACCAUCCGGCUAUUUGCACAUUGGUCAUGCUAAGGCUGCACUGCUCAACGACUAUUUUGCACAUGAGGAGUAUCAAGGCACACUGCUCCUCCGCUUCGAUGACACAAAUCCGAGGAAUGAGAAGGAGGAGUUUCAAGAUGCCAUCAUAGAAGAUCUCGCCUUAAUGGGAAUCCGACCUGACCGGGUUAGCUAUUCGAGCAACUAUUUUGAAGUAUUGUAUCAGUACUGUGUUGAUAUUAUCAAGACGGGAAAUGCAUAUGCCGAAGACGCAGAGAAGCACGAGAUGGAUGAUCUUCGGAAGAGCAGGAAAAAGAGUGCGCGAAGAGACGAAAGCAUAGAGAGCAAUCUGGCUCGGUUAGAGGAGAUGAAGAAUGGCACUUCCGAAGGACAGAGAUGGUGUAUUAGAGCAAAGAUUCAGUAUGACAGUCCAAACGGAGCCCUGCGAGACCCCGUCAUCUAUCGCUGCAUCGUCACCUCGCAAGAUGACACCGGAACGCACGUCGUCUCUCACCAUCGCACAGGGACCAAGUGGAAGAUUUACCCAACCUACGAUUUCUGCUGCCCCAUCUUGGACAGUAUCGAAGGUGUUACCCACGCGCUUAGGACCAUCGAAUAUCGAGACCGGAACGCACAGUAUGACUGGGUACUGAAAACCUUAAAUCUUCGAAAUGUUGCAAUCUGGGAUUUUGCUCGUAUGAACUUCGUCCGCACUCUUCUUUCGAAGCGCAAAUUGUCCCAACUAGUCAAGAGUGGCGCUGUGUAUGGCUGGGACGAUCCUCGCUUCCCUACUAUUCGGGGCAUUCGAAGACGUGGUAUGACGGUGCGUGCUUUACGUGACUUUAUGCUUCAACAGGGACCCAGCAGGAAUAUUGUGAAUAUGGACUGGACAAUCUUCUGGGCAACCAACAAGAAAUUCAUUGACCCUGUGGCACCAAGACAUACUGCGAUAUCUCUUGAAAAUGCUGUUAAAUGCACUGUCAUUGGCGCAAGCCCUGAGGUGACUUGGGUGGAUAAGCCGAAGCAUGGGAAGAACCCUGAUGUGGGAAUGAAGAAAGUGGCUUACAGCAACACAAUCUGGGUAGAGCAAGAUGACGCCCUCAGUUUCACCGGAGACGAAGAGGUGACCCUGAUGAAUUGGGGUAAUGCCUUUGUGCGGAAGAUCACAAAAUCCUCUUCGUCUCCUGAUAUCGUCGCAUCUAUCGAGUUCGAGCUGCACCUCGAAGGAGAUGUGAAGAAGACCGACAAGAAGCUUACCUGGCUCUCUGAUGAUCAGAACCGGGUUCUGGUCGAAUUAGUCGAUUUCGACUUCCUUAUCACCAAGGAUAAGCUCGAGGAGGAAGACAAGUUGGAGGAUUUCCUGACGCCUGAAACCGAGUUCCGCACCAAGGCGUUUGCUGAUUGCAACGUGGCCGAUGUCCGAGCUGAUGAUAUUAUACAGUUUGAGCGGAAGGGCUACUACAGGUGCGAUAGCGCCAUAGGGGCUGACGGGUCGCCGGCAACCUUCUUCAAGAUCCCAACAGGCAAGGCUAAGUAG
Endocarpon pusillum Z07020 is the source of this 1812-nucleotide messenger RNA. Its product is annotated as glutamate--tRNA ligase. Gene Ontology annotation, biological process: translation; glutamyl-tRNA aminoacylation. Gene Ontology annotation, molecular function: ATP binding; glutamate-tRNA ligase activity. Gene Ontology annotation, cellular component: cytoplasm; cytosol; methionyl glutamyl tRNA synthetase complex. Bases 1 to 1812 code for a protein of 603 amino acids. NCBI's taxonomy places the organism in Eukaryota, Fungi, Ascomycota, Eurotiomycetes, Verrucariales, Verrucariaceae. The transcript has a single exon. The record is from RefSeq and is a predicted model, not a curated record.